CCAAGCACCAAACAUAUCAUCAACGGACUCUCACUACCCUCAAGUGAAUAUAACAUUCCAAACAAAGACAUAACUACCACCGGUGAAGUAGGGGAGUUGGCGCACCGACCCCAUUGGCAGCUCCAACCACCACAAUCCUCAAUCUCAUUCAAACACCCCCAUACCAUCACACCGACCUCACUCUCCACCAUGGAGGCCCAAACCAACGGCGUCGCCACGCCCUCCCUCCCCGCCCAAGCCGUUCGCAGCCUCCCCACGCCACCGCCUCUCCCGCUCCCGUCGCACCCAACGGUCUCUACCCAAAUCCCAGGCUACGACAAGCGCCCUCGCGACGCGCGCCUCAUUCACCUCCUCCUCACCUCUCUCGGAAUCUCCGCCUACCAGGAGCGCGUCCCACUCCAGCUCCUCGACUUCGCCUACCGCCACACCUCUGCCAUCCUCGCCGACGCCCUUCACCUCUCCUCCGACGCGUACAUCUCCCAGCAGAACCGUGCCCGCGACCCUCCCGCCGGCAGCAACUUGCGCGACGCCGAUGGCCAGGUCAGCAUGGGUGCUGUGCAGCUCGCGAUUCAGAGUCGUCUACAAUACCAGCUCAGCUCGGGGGGGACGAGUAAGGAAUUCUUGAUGGAAGUCGCGGAGGCAAGGAAUAAGAUUCGGUUGCCGGCUGUGGGACAGACGGAGUGGGGUGUCAGGCUGCCGAAUGAAAAGUUUGUAUUGACGGGCGUGCCGUGGGGUGUUAAGGAAUCGUGGGAGAAGGAUGACGGCGAGGACGAGGAGGCGAAUGAGGCCGAAGAUGUGAAGAUGGAGGAUGGGGGAGAGGAUGAGGAGGUGUUUGGGGAGGAUGUGGAGGGUGGCACGUUUGAUGAUGUCUUUGGUUCUACGGAGGAUCAGGAGAUGGGCGAUGGUGCAUAG
This is a messenger RNA of Pseudogymnoascus destructans, 912 nucleotides long. It is a transcript of the gene TAF9, whose product is annotated as Transcription initiation factor TFIID subunit 9. The coding region runs from base 190 to 912 and encodes 240 amino acids. Gene Ontology annotation, molecular function: RNA polymerase II general transcription initiation factor activity; protein heterodimerization activity; transcription coactivator activity. Gene Ontology annotation, biological process: RNA polymerase II preinitiation complex assembly; DNA-templated transcription initiation. Lineage: Eukaryota; Fungi; Ascomycota; Leotiomycetes; Thelebolales; Thelebolaceae. The record is from RefSeq and is a predicted model, not a curated record. Gene Ontology annotation, cellular component: transcription factor TFIID complex; SAGA complex. The transcript has a single exon.